This is a messenger RNA of Penicillium pulvis, 1416 nucleotides long. RefSeq names its product WD40 repeat domain-containing protein. The coding region runs from base 1 to 1416 and encodes 471 amino acids. The transcript has a single exon. Gene Ontology annotation, molecular function: protein binding. Lineage: Eukaryota; Fungi; Ascomycota; Eurotiomycetes; Eurotiales; Aspergillaceae. The record is from RefSeq and is a predicted model, not a curated record.
AUGCUCCUGAAGACAAUCCCUGCCGAUUGCUUUGGGCUACGGCUUUCACCGGAUGGCAGAUUCCUGACAUCUGUCCCUCUGCGACAUGGAGCUUACGACUCACAUGGAGGUGGCAGGAGAAUAGAUGUUUGGGACCUAAAUAUCGGAAAGCUUCACAAGGUUUUCCACAGCCCUUCUGAUGAUCUGAGUUGUAUCUCGUUCUCCAAUGAUAACAAGCUUCUGGCCUCUGCGUCAGAUUUGAAUGGGACCAUUCAGCUUUGGGAUCUGUCCGCACAUUCCCAGUUCUUACAAGAUUCCCAACAACAUGGAAUCGACACCAUCAAGCUUUCUCCUAGUCGCAAGGUAGCCGCUUCUGUUACGAAUCCUUACUCGAAGGUUUUUCUAUGGGAUAUGGAAACUGGUGCACUCCGGGGAGAAAUUAUCGGUGGAGCCUCCUCAUUCUCGCCAGAUGGGAAAUGGUUCGUCACCUCCAACGGGAAAACAGACGACAUAUAUAAUCUGGCUACAAUGGACCUUGUGCACGGCGCUGAGAAAAUGGACCCCCAAAGACCCGGACGAUUCGUAUUCAGCCCAGACAGCAAGCUUCUCGCACAAGAGUGCCUCCACCCGGUCUCUCAAAUGGAUGAAAAUCGAGCGAACGAGAUGUAUGCCGAUAUUCCCGAUGAACAAUCUCUAGUCCGAAUAUGGGAAACAGGAAUAUGGAAGCCACUGUUCACAUUCGAGGCUCGCUACAACCGUAUCGCAACGAUGGAAUUCUCCCCGGACAGCACCCUUCUCGCUGGUGCGGUAUCCCGACCACAGGCAGAAGUGUUCAGCUGCAUUAUUUGGGAUGUCAUUACUGGGUACCAACAGAGAGUUGUCACUUUUCCUGUUGUCUCUUAUUCUGAAUGCUUAAUUGCCGAUCUUGCAUGGUCGCCCGGUGGAACUACCGUGGCCAUGUUGACCACGGGUCGGAAAAUACGACUGUGCCAUCUGGCGAGCGGGCAAGUAAAGACUCUGGAUAUGCAAGAGAUAGGGGUAGCUGUUUCUUUUUCGUCGGAUUGUUUACUAUUGGCAGCUGGAUCGAGACGUCAUGGUUUCAUUGAGCUUUGGGAUGUGCAGACGGGAGCUAGCAUUGGAAAACGUCAGGCUCUUGACUCUAAGGAGCUGCAGUUCUCAGAGGACUGCAAAGCGAUAGAGACGGUGACUGGCCGUAUUGAUGUUGACGCUUUUUAUCCUGAUCAUGAGCUCGCGAGGAGACGUGAUUUUCUGGUUGAGAACGACUGGGUAGUCUAUGGCGGAAAAAAAAUCUUGUUGCUUCCGAUAGACUACCGAGCUACUUGUGCUGUCGCCGCAGGUGAUCUCUUGCUAAUGGGGCAUGCAUCGGGUCGUGUCACGAGUCUUCGGAUUGAUGCCACAAGCUUUAGGUUUACAUAG